UUGGGCUUGCACAUGUACCAAUCUGGAUGUGGGGAAUAGCGGGAAAUGCAGUUCCCGGUAUACGGUGCUGGGCACAUCCUCAUCCUGCCAGGCUAGCAGCAGUAACUGCAGGCAGCACACAUCUUACGGUUACAGCACUUGCAGUUACUGCAGACAUUCCGUUCCUGAAAAAAGUUUCUUAUGUGAGCGGUGUUCCUGCACGUGUCCUACUACAGCGCCCGGCGUAGCUGCGCUGCGGCUAUUAGUAGCACAUAAUGCUGCUGUCAACCGUCUGCCUACACAGUGGGCGCGGACAUCCCGGGGGGAUGAUGAUGGUGAUCCUGUAGGAGGAGGCGGUGGGAGCGGCAGCGGCGCAGAGUGAGGGCAGACAGGGUGGGAGUGGCAGCCAGGGGGCGUCCUCAGCGCCGGAGCUACAGGCUGAGGGUGAGCAGUAGCAGGGAGCCACCAGCGUGGGAAAGCAUUGCAGAGCCGGGGGAUAGAUGCUGCAUGCGCGACUGGCGUGUUCUCCCACUCUCCUCCCAGCACCCGGACCCCGCGCCCGCACUGCCCCGCUGCCGGACCCCGCUUCCUCCUCUCCCCUGUCACACUGCAUAGCCCAGGGCUUUGUCAGCGCUGCCUCCGGGGAGGAACUGCUUCGGUCCACCCGUCUGAUCGCACCGACUCACCGGCGCUAGCUGACCAUGAAGAGGCCGUGCCCUGACAGCAGCUCGGACUCUGACCUGGAUGAGACCAUUGAUGUGGGCAGCGAGAAUAACUAUUCCGGCCAUAGUAGUGGGUCACUAAUUCGAUCAAGUUCGCCAACAACAACCUCCCAGAUCAUGGCCAGGAAGAAACGGAGAGGGAUUAUAGAAAAACGCAGACGAGAUCGUAUCAAUAACAGCUUGUCUGAAUUAAGGCGACUUGUGCCGACCGCUUUUGAAAAACAAUUUUGGUGUAAUUUUCUUGGUAUUGGCACGUGGAACCCCAAUAAGUGUACCACAUCCCCUCGCAUGGCUCACUUCGCUUCCCACCCUUCGGGCAAGGGAUCUGCAAAGUUGGAAAAAGCUGAAAUCCUGCAGAUGACCGUGGACCAUUUGAAGAUGCUACAGGCUACUGGAGGUUACUUUGAUGCACACGCACUGGCUAUGGAUUUCAUGAGCAUCGGUUUUCGAGAAUGUUUAACAGAAGUUGCAAGAUAUCUUGGCUCUGUUGAAGGCUUGGACACAUCAGACCCUCUCCGAGUGCGACUGGUUUCUCAUCUUAGUACCUAUGCCUCACAAAGGGAAGCGAUAGCAAUGACCUCAUCAAUGACACAUCACCAGCAUUCCCUGCAUCCUCACCAUUGGGCAGCAGCAUUUCACCAGCUUCCUGCUGCUUUGUUACAGCAAACUGGACUCUCUUCUGUUGAUAACCUACCUUGCAGGCUAUCCACAAACACAGAGCUGCCACCAAGACAUGGCUCUGCCCUGCUCACCGCUACUUUUGCUCAUGCAGAUGCUGCUCUUAGAGUGCCUUCUGUAGGCAGUGUGGCUUCUGGAGUUCCUCCACUUUCUACCUCCUUGCUGUCACUUUCAGCCACCGUGCACGCUGCAGCUGCUGCUGCUGCUCAUAGCUUUCCCCUGUCCUUUGCUGGAGCAUUCCCAAUACUUCCACAUGGAGCAGCAGCAGCAAUGGCAGCUUCUGCAACAGCCAUUACUUCUCCUUUGUCUGCAACAUCCAGUCCUCGGCAAACAAACUCCAGUACAAACAGUAAGCCAUACCGGCCUUGGGGGACUGAAGUAGGGGCAUUUUAACUUGCUGCUUUUUUAAGUGGAUUUAUGUAAAUCUUGUGUAGGAACAGUGCCCUCCGUAAAAUAAAAUAGUGUCUGAAAGGCACAAAUGAUUUGUGGACUUAUAGAAUACAUAACAAUGUUACUGUAUAUGUUACUUCUAGAACUUGGAUUUCACAAGCACUGUUACAUCUCUAAGACAGACUUAUUAGAGAGUUCACUUUAAUCUGUUGUUGGCUUCGCUACUCCACAUGUGUAACUUGGGACAAGCUGACCUGUUACUAGUGAUGUCCGUGUUACCUGAACACAGAACGUUUCUAUCCAAUAUUACUUUCCAGGUGGUGUACAUGGUAAGAUUGUUCCCGGGCCUAGAAGUUCCCACAGUAUCCCUGGAUAAUCUGAUGUCCUGUUUUCCUGUUUUACCAUAAUUAAUUUCAUGUAUUUUUUACCAACUGUGCCCGAUAUAAAUUCAGAACCUAAUUAUUGCUUAUAUAAAACUUCACAGUCAAUGCGGGAUUUACCUAGAAUCAAAAUCCCGACAACCGGUGACCGACGGUCAAAAUCCCAACAUGGUCAAAAUACAGACAAGGUCAAAUUACCGACAUUUAAAAUACUGACAAGGUCAAAUUACCGACAUUUAAAAUGUCGACAGGUCAAAAAAAUCGACUUGAGUUUUUUCAUGUUUUUUUUAAAAAAAAUUAUCGAAACCGACUUGUUCAUACUUUACCAUCCCAGUGGACCUGAAGGGGGACUUUAAUAGUGUGACGAUCGUAGCGAGGCACCGUGCCCAAAGCAUGGCGAGUGCAGUGGUACACUUAUACAGUGUCCAUUUCAACCUAUGUCAACAUACACACAAAAAACAAUGAAACUUGUGUCGACUUUUUGACCUGUCGACAUUUUAAAUGUCUGUAUUUUGACUUUGUCCGUAUUUUAAUUGUCGGUAUUUUGACCUUGUCAGUAUUUUGACCUUGUUGGGAUUUUGACCAUCGGUCAAUUGUUGUUGGGAUUUUGACCGUCAGUAUUUCAUACUGAUCUAGUCACUGUACCCAAAUCCACAGCUCUAAUAAAUUAGCAAUCACAAAGCAGAUGGUUUUAUAAUAUAUGUAGAAAUUGUCAGUAAUCACCAUUUCCUGGCCAAGUGUGAUUCCUAUUGUAGAGAGAGAGCGCUGUUCGUGAGGAUAUAAUUUUUUCAUUCAAUAAAAUGUAUUAUUUAACACUGAAAAUAAACCAACUUAAUAGACAUGAAUAAAAACAUAAAUAUAUACAUAUUUUUAUGUUUUUAUGUCUCUAUUAUGUUUAUGUUUUUUAAUGUCUAUUAAGUUUGUUAUCUGUAUUAAAUACAUUUUAUUGAAUGAAAAAGUAGUAUCCUCAUGGACAGUGCUCUCUUUUAUGCAUUUUAAUGAAACUAUUUUGUGGUACAGCGCCUCAAAAAUUUGUAGCUGCAGUCUGUGACGGUAAUAGUUACUUACAAAAAUAUAUAUUUGUGUACUUCACAUUGAUUUUAUUUUUGUAUUACUGUAGAGACAUGAUGUACAAAAAGGUUCUGAGCCACAAAUUAAGUUCUCUCAAUACUAUGGUUAUAUUUUAAAAGUAGUGAAAUUUAGUUUCUAGUUUUAUAUUAGUUCCUGAGUAAGGGAGCUCAUCCUGAGUUGUGCGCAAUUUCCUGUUCUGGUUACAUGAUAUUUCUUUAUCAAUACAAAUUACAGGUUGAGUUUCUCAAAUCCAGAAGUAUUUGAGAUUCUUUGCAUAUCAUAAUGAGAGAUCUUGGGGAUGGGACCCAAGUCUAAACACAAAAUGGAUUUAUGUUUCAUAUACACCUUAUACACAGCUUGAAGGUAAUUCUAUACAAUAUCUUUAGUAAUUUUGUGCAUUAAACAAAAUUUGUGUACAUUGAACCAUCAAAGAGCAAAUCUCAUUUGUGCUCAAAAAUUUGAGAGACUCAUCCUGUAAUACAAAUUAUUAAACUUACAUUAGAGCAAUAGAGUGAAACAUAAAAAAAAAACUUGAUUAAGAGCCAUAAUAACGCUUGGUAACAUUUAAGGUAAAAACAUUCAUGACAAACUUCAAAGUAUAAUAGACAAUUGAUUACAGAGCCUUGUUCUGAUAAUCUAAACCAGUAUCUCCAAACUUCAAGGUCCGUUAUUGAACCACCGUUCAGAAAUCUUUCUACAUGUACUGAAAAUUUGGAAACCACAAUAACAAACUUUGGUAUUUUUUGUUCUGUAUAAUAUUUGUUUUAAGGGCUGGACCCAUUUAAAAUACAAUGCUAGACAGAAAUGCAUUUGCACAAGGGCCAGGUAUGACGGCCCUAAACUAGUAAAUCUUGUGUAUUUUCUUGGGAGUAAUUUAAUCCAUUAACUGUCAAAUCUAAUUAUUCAAGCAAAUGUUCAUCUUCUUCUAUUUUCUUGUUCAUUGUUCUAGACAAAGUUUCCAAAACUUACUUCAUUUGUUUGAUUUAAUAGAAAGCAGAAGACUGAUCUUAGCUUAUUCAUUCCUAAAACAAAAUAUUUAAAGCAUGAAUCGUUAAGAAUGUCACACUAAGGACGGCCUUUGUUGUAUAUGUUUCAAACACACAAAAAAAAUUAAUUGAGUAAUGCUUACUACAUGGGAUAAGUAGAUUGGCAAAUAUUGUACUUGUUAAAUUAUGCACGGUAAUGAACGUCUCAUUAUUAGAUUGUCACAGUAUUUAAUAACAUUCAAGUAUGAGCACUUGUGUUAGCGCUCACGCCAAUACAUGCGAGCUGGAAGAUGCAGUCUUUAUAUUGAUGUCUUAUACUGUAAAAUGCAACUUUCAUCUUCCUUUGCUGGAGUGAUAGCUGUGCACAAACCAGAUGCAAGGCUUGCACUACCCGGAGACAGUUUUGUUUUGUUUUUUUAAGAGGGAUAUUUGAUUGUUGUAUUCCAUCCUACGUAACAAUUCUAAUGUGAUGUAAUAUUAAUUGGAGUUGCGGAAGGAGUUUAUGUAGAGCUAAUGAACCAACAUGACUAUAUCAAGUCGCGCAAAAAAACAUCCCGUGUCAGUGACCCAGUUAGUUCGCACAUCAGAAUUUUUCCCUUGUUUAAUACAAGUAUGUACUUUGUAAAACCAUAUGCAAAGAUAAGUGUCUCUUUUGACUAAUACAGUAUAAGACAAUUACUAGUAUUUAUAUAUAAAAGAUUGAGGUGUCUAUUCAUGAAGCCGUGAAAAGAGUGGAGAAGUGUGCCUGUGGAGAAGUUGCCCAUGGCAAUCAAUUAGCUGCUCAGUACAAUUGUAUAGUAUUCAAAUUAGAAAUGUUACUUCAAUGCUGAUUGGUUGCCAUGGGCAAAUUAUCCAUUUGUCACUUCUCCACACUUUCACUGCUUCAUGAAUUACUGCUUACUAAGAACUAGGAAGUCUGGUUCUUAUAUGAAUGAAGAGAUCUAAUAUAAUGUUGGCAGUGGAGGGGAAGACUGUUCCUUGUACACUAUAUACUUAUUUUGUGACACUCACUUAAUGGACACUGCAGUCAGCCUCUUUUCCUCAACAAUGGCAGAUAGUAGAGACAAAAGCUUGCACCGAGCUGCAGUAAAACAUAAAAACCUUGGGGGUAAUUCUGAGUUGAUCGCAGCAGCAAGUUUGUUAGCAGUUGGGCAAAACCAUGUGCACUGCAGGGGGGGGGGGGGGCAGAUAUAACGGGCAGAGAGAGAGUUAGAUUUGGGUGGGUUAUUUCACUUCUGUGCAGGGUAAAUAUUGGCUGCUUUAUUUUUACACUGCAAUUUAGAUUUCAGUUUGAACACACCCCACCCAUAUCUAACUUUCUCUGAACGUUAUAUCUGGGUUCCGGUAUGAAUGGUCGACCAUGUUAUGGUCGACCACUAUUGGUCGACAUUGACAUGGUCGACAUGGACACAUGGUCGACACAUGAAAGGUCGACACAUGAAAAUGUCGACAUGAGGUGUUUUUUUGUGUCGUCUUUUGCGUAAUGUGACUGGGAACCCCAAUUAGUGCACCGUGUUCGCUCGCCAUGCUUCGGGCAUGGUGCCUUCGCUCCGCUACCGCUUCGCUCGGCACAGAUUACCGUUCCAAUCGUAGUCCACGUGGAUCGUAAAGUAUGGAAAAGUCCCCCCCCCCCCCCCCCAAAAAAAAAGUUAAAAAACUCAUGGCGACCUUUUCAUGUGUCGACCUUUCAUGUGUCGACCAUGUGUCCAUGUCGACCAUGUCAAUGUCGACCAAUAGUGGUCGACCUAAUGACUGUCGACCAUAACAUGGUCGACCAUCUGAACGGAUACCGUUAGCCCAACUGCUAACAAACUUGUUGCUGCGAUCAACUCAGAAUUAGGCCCCUUGUCAGAGCUCUAAAAUAGAUCAAUCUAUGGCAACAUUUACGUAUAUGUUUGUGAAUAUUAAUUGCUGUUCUUUUAUAAGUCAACUUGUAUUUGAGGUUUAAUAUUCCUUUAAAAAGACUCUAAGGGGGAAUUCAAUUACUCACUGUAAAUUACUGUGGGUAAAAAGGGAGGUAGCCUUGGGCUUUAACAACCCCUGGCUAUUCAAUUGCACUUCCCUUUUCACCCAACAGUCUUGUUAACGCUUGUUUAAAUAAGCGUGUUAAUGGGUGAAUCUGUGAAACAUUCAUGGAUGCGCGUGUUAAUAGAGUUGUGGUAUCCGUUAACCUGCAGGUUAUCUGAUUAUUUUUUUUACCCGCCUCUAUUCAGAGGUGUAAAAAAAUAAAUCCCCUGUAAGGGCUGCUGGCAUUGCCUAAUUGAAUAUCCCCAGAAAAUUACUUAGUUUGCAGUAAAUUGCUGCAGCUAAUUGAAUUCCCACCUAAAACUUCAACAGUUACAGCACAUACUAAUUUUGAUUAUUUGAAAUAUGCUUAUUAUACUGAUAACGGCAAAAGAAAGAUUGUCUGUCUUCCAUUCAUGCACUCCUGUUUUAACUGAAAGCUAACGUCCAUUCCCUAGAAAAGCCUUCAUAAUGUCAUAUAGACUAGAACAAGUGCCCCAAAGGCCCCUGGAAUAAGUUUUUUGGGUUCCCCAGAUCAUUACAUGCAAAAUAUUCUAUUGGGGAUAUUCUUUUGGGAUCUGCCUCUUUUGGACUCCCAGGACAAUGGGGAUUAAGCUAAUAAAAAAAUAAAAAAAGAUUUUUCACUACUUGUGUAGACUUCAGAAACCACCAAAAUAUAAUCAUCCGUGUGGCUAUUGAUCUGUCUUCCUUCCCCGCGGUGCUUGCUAGAUGUACAUGUGAAGCAGGUCAUGUAUUGUUUAUAACUGAAAAAAAACACAGCAUGUUUCAUUAUGCUCCUCAUUUCUCUGCUGUGUGGAGAAUGCAAUAAAUGUUAAACAUUAUGCAAGCUAUACUUAAAAUAUUUGUUUUAUAAAUACUGUGCACUAGUAUUUAGCUGUUUAUUUUGUGCAUUACUUUGUAACCUUUUCUAUGCCAACAAAAAAAACAUAUUUACAUAUUAUUGAUUAAAUGAAGUAUUUUUAUUUACUGACAA
Molecule: messenger RNA, 7204 nt
Organism: Pseudophryne corroboree (corroboree frog)
Lineage: Eukaryota; Metazoa; Chordata; Amphibia; Anura; Myobatrachidae
Gene: HEY2
Product: hes related family bHLH transcription factor with YRPW motif 2
Exons: 6
Coding region: 681-1772 (363 amino acids)
Biological process (GO): circulatory system development; regulation of neurogenesis; regulation of transcription by RNA polymerase II
Cellular component (GO): nucleus
Molecular function (GO): RNA polymerase II cis-regulatory region sequence-specific DNA binding; protein dimerization activity; DNA-binding transcription factor activity, RNA polymerase II-specific
Source: RefSeq, a predicted model, not a curated record